GACCACCAUUAGAUAAUUCUGAGCUCUGCCUCUGGUCAACAUUCAGUUCUGAUCUCUAUCUUGAUAGAAGGAUAAGAGAAAAAAAGAUGAUGAAGGUGUAAAACGAAAGAGCUCACGCCGCCAAAUAUGUAACCCUCCUCACAGUAUUCCUUCCUCUGUGAAACCGGGGAAAUUGAAAAGAAAAAACAAAAAAUAAAAAAUGAACCUGGUUUUGCUCUCUGCACUGGAGACAGAAGCAGCACCAAUGGCAAAACAAUGUGAUUAUAAAAUAGCCCCAUCUCUCUCUCUCUCCUCGUCAUUCGUGCUCGCCCUUCGCUGCCAUAACAUACACAUGCUCUCACCUUCUUUGUCUUUCUCUAACAGACUUAAAUGCACCGCUCUUUGAAGCAUUACAAAGAUUAGUUUUAUUGUUUUAAAGCUCAUGGUUUCUUGAAAAAUGGCUGCAAUCUGAAGAUUUUUGCCGAUAAAGAGAGCUGUGAAUUCAGAUGCCGAUAUGGCCACCCACCAAUAAUCGCAACACAUGAAGUCUUUCAUCAGAUUUGCAUGGCUCUCGACUUCUAAGUUUCACUGUGCAAUGAUCCAUUGAAGGGAAUCAUUAGUUUCUGAUUCCAGCACUUUUAGAUAAAUCGUUUCUUGGCUGGUCAUUUUCUUAAUUUCUCUUCAUCUAAAGUAGAUGUUCGUUCAAUUGUAUAGUACAUAUAGCUGUUUUCUGCUGCAUUGGUAGUUCUUAUUUUCCUAAAGAAGUGCACGUGCCUCGCUAUCGACAUGAACAACUUUAAGCUAGGGGUAGACGUGGUUAGUGCUCACAAUCUUUUGCCAAAAGAUGGACAAGGUUCAUCCAGUGCCUUUGUGGAGCUCUAUUUUGAUGGCCAGAGGUUCCGUACCACCAUUAAAGAAAACGACCUCAAUCCUGUUUGGAAUGAGAGUUUCUACUUCAACAUAUCUGACGCUACCAACCUCCACUAUCUUACUCUUGAUGCCUAUGUCUACAAUAAUAUCAGACCUACCAACUCCAGAUCCUUCCUUGGAAAGGUUUCCCUCACAGGGACUUCAUUUGUUCCAUACUCUGAUGCCGUUGUGUUGCACUACCCCUUGGAAAAGCGUGGAAUUUUCUCACGCGUAAGAGGAGAGCUUGGCUUGAAAGUUUAUAUCACUGAUGACCCAUCCAUAAGAUCAUCUACACCACUUCCUGCAGUUGAACCCUUGCCACCUAAGGAUCCAGGUUUAACCCAUGGCCAGGCUCAAAUGGUGCAUCCUGUCUCAAGCUCCAUACCUCAGAAUAGAGUAGAUAGACACACCUUUCAUCACCUCCCUAACCCAAAUCACCAGCAACAUCAGCAUCAUUCUUCAGCCCCUGUAGUCACCCAUCAUGUUCCGAAGUAUGUAGCUGAUGAGAUGAAAGCUGAUCCACAACCUCCAAAGUUGGUCCGUAUGUACUCUGCAUCAUCAUCACAGCCUGUUGAUUAUGCACUUAAAGAGACAAGCCCGCUUCUUGGUGGGGGAAGAGUUGUUGGUGGUCGUGUUAUUCAUGGUGACAAGACUGCAAGCACUUAUGAUCUUGUUGAACGGAUGUUUUUUCUCUAUGUAAGAGUAGUUAAGGCUCGUGACCUUCCUGCUAUGGAUGUUACUGGAAGUCUUGAUCCAUUUGUUGAGGUGAAAAUUGGAAACUACAAGGGAAUCACAAAGCAUUUUGAGAAAAAGCAAAACCCUGAAUGGAACCAAGUGUUUGCAUUUUCAAGGGAACGCAUGCAAGCUUCUGUAUUAGAAGUAGUGAUUAAGGAUAAGGAUCUUGUUAAAGAUGAUUUUGUAGGCAUUAUGAGGUUUGACAUCAAUGAGAUUCCACUCCGAGUCCCACCUGAUAGUCCUUUGGCUCCGGAGUGGUAUAGGCUUGAGGAUAAGAAGGGAGAAAAGAUUAAGGGAGAGCUAAUGCUUGCUGUCUGGAUUGGCACCCAAGCAGAUGAGGCUUUUUCUGAUGCGUGGCAUUCUGAUGCAGCUAUGCCUGUAGAUAGUGCUCCAGCAGCCUCGACAAUGAUACGCUCAAAGGUGUAUCAUGCACCAAGGUUGUGGUAUGUUCGCGUUAAUGUUGUUGAGGCACAAGAUUUGGUCCCAUCAGAGAAGACCCGUUUCCCAGAUGUGUAUGUUAAGGUGCAGAUUGGAAACCAGGUUUUCAAGACAAAGACAUGUCAGGCUCGAACUUUUAAUGCAUUCUGGAAUGAGGAUCUUUUAUUUGUUGCAGCUGAACCCUUUGAAGAUCACCUUAUCCUUUCAGUUGAGGAUCGUGUAGCUCCUGGCAAAGAUGAGAUAAUUGGCAGGGUCAUCAUACCAUUGAACUCAGUGGAGAAGCGGGCUGAUGACCGGAUAAUUCAUUCUCGUUGGUUUAACCUUGAAAAACCUGUUGCUGUGGAUGUGGACCAGUUAAAGAAAGAGAAAUUCUCUAGCCGUAUUCACCUUCGAGUCUGCUUAGAUGGAGGGUACCAUGUUCUUGAUGAGUCCACUCACUACAGCAGUGAUCUCCGCCCAACAGCCAAACAGCUUUGGAGGCCACCAAUUGGGUUAUUGGAACUUGGCAUCUUAAAUGCUGUGGGACUACAUCCUAUGAAAACACGAGAUGGGAGGGGUACAUCAGAUACAUAUUGUGUGGCAAAGUACGGACACAAAUGGGUUCGAACACGCACCCUUAUUGACAACCUGCACCCUAAAUACAAUGAGCAGUACACCUGGGAGGUCUUUGAUCCAGCUACAGUUUUGACUGUUGGUGUAUUUGACAAUAGCCAGCUUGGGGAAAAAGGUUCAAAUGGUAAGGACCUGAAGAUUGGGAAGGUUCGGAUUCGCAUCUCUACACUUGAAACUGGCCGUGUUUAUACACACUCUUAUCCUUUACUUGUUCUUCAUCCUACUGGAGUUAAGAAAAUGGGAGAAUUGCAUUUGGCAAUAAGGUUUACAUGCACAUCUUUCGCCAACAUGCUUUAUCAAUAUACAAAACCACUUUUACCCAAGAUGCACUAUAUAAGGCCCUUUACUGUAAUGCAGCUGGACAUGCUGCGUCACCAAGCUGUCAACAUAGUAGCAUUACGGUUAGGUCGGGCAGAACCUCCAUUGAGAAAGGAGGUGGUAGAGUAUAUGUCAGAUGUGGAUUCACAUCUAUGGAGCAUGCGCCGAAGCAAGGCCAAUUUCUUUAGGCUAAUGACAGUAUUCUCAGGAUUCUUUGCAGCUGGAAAGUGGUUUGCGGAUAUUUGCAUGUGGAAGAAUCCUAUCACAACAGUACUUGUUCAUGUGCUCUAUCUUAUGCUUGCUUGCUUCCCAGAACUCAUUCUACCCACUGUUUUCCUUUACAUGUUUCUAAUAGGGAUAUGGAAUUUUCGAUAUCGUCCAAGAUACCCUCCUCAUAUGAACACAAAGAUCUCCCAAGCUGAGACAGUGCAUCCAGAUGAGCUUGAUGAGGAAUUUGACACAUUCCCUACAAGCAAGAGCCCAGAACUAGUUCGAAUGAGGUACGACAGGCUACGAAGUGUGGCUGGUAGGAUUCAGACGGUUGUUGGUGAUAUUGCAACUCAAGGGGAGCGGUUUCAGUCACUGUUAAGCUGGCGAGACCCUCGUGCUACUGCCAUAUUUAUCUUAUUUUGCCUUGUAGCUGCAUUGGUUUUGUUUGUGACACCAUUUCAAGUGAUAGCAGCUUUGGCAGGUUUCUUCAUUAUGAGGCAUCCAAGAUUUCGCUACAGGACACCUUCUGCACCUAUCAACUUCUUCCGUCGGCUGCCUGCUAGGACAGAUAGUAUGUUGUAAAUUGAAUAUUUUGAUGUUUUUUUAUAUGUUAAAAUUUUGUAAGUGCUUCAUCUGUGUUGUCUUUACUGUUAUUUCCCUUCUUUACUAUGUGUUGGCCAUCAAACUUAUGAUUGCUAAGAUAGAUCCAAAAUAAUUUGUAGUAGCAUAUGUGGCCACACAGAAGUAGAAUAAAGAGUUGUUAAAUAGAAUUAUGCUUAGAAAAUGCUUGUACAAGAACGGUCAAAUUUUCACUUCAUGGCAACUUAAUUAUGAUUUAAUUAA
Jatropha curcas is the source of this 4044-nucleotide messenger RNA. RefSeq names its product C2 calcium/lipid-binding plant phosphoribosyltransferase family protein. Lineage: Eukaryota; Viridiplantae; Streptophyta; Magnoliopsida; Malpighiales; Euphorbiaceae. The record is from RefSeq and is a predicted model, not a curated record.